ACAUCGACGCCACUCGCUCAUACAAAAGUCCUUUGUGACAACUAUAGUACAUCAACAUCAUCUCAGGUGCUGCGUGUCUACUUACAACAAAGGGAGCCAUAACACGCUGUUUACGGACCAACAAAGGAGCCUUUCAGCCCCUACCUAUAAAAACCCGACCCAUAUCACUCUCCACUCUCAAACCAAAUCGUACCCCAAACUCCCUUACUCGCUCUCAGUACCCACCCCAGACUCUCGAGAUGUCCUCAGACGACGUCCCUAUGCCUCCAGCUAAUCAGAAGGCCAUCGCCCCCGAAAACAUGGCCCCUACCCAUCAUAUGAACACUGAUUCAUGUGUCAAUAAGCGUACUCGCCCUACCUCCCCAACUCCAAAUCCCUCAUCCCGGACAGAAACGCCCAACACGCAAAAUCAGCUCAGUGUGGCCAACGCACAAAAUACAAAUGCUACCCCAAACAAACGCCCAAAUAUAGAGCGCCCCAACCAGCCGCAGGCUACCACCAAUCAAUGGCAUUUCCUUCAAACGAGCGAGGCUCCAUCCACCCAAGAGGUGUCGAUCAAUGGAGUCAGAACCCUCGAUAGCGGCUUCAAGAUUACAGCUACCCCUGCCGGAGGGUUCCCUGUCCCUCAGCUUGGCCAGUCAACUUGGCACAAUGUGUCGCAGAUCCUGAAGGAGAAGUGGCCCCAGAAGGAGGGUGCCAAGGCAUGGGUCAGGACGUACAGGGCUAAACAUGAGAGCAACGCACAAAGUACAGUAGCCAAACUCAAGGAUGCGAUAACCAAAAUCAUUGGUGAAUCCGAUGCCGAGGAUCUUGUAGUGAGCACCCCCACAGCAGCGGUCGAGCUCAUUGAACGGCUGCCACCUCCUUGGCACUUCCUCAUCUCCGGCAUCCCCCCCGAAGCUAUUGAAAGGCUUCUCCGCCUCCAAGUGUGCUCGUCACCUGAAGUAUCUUGCUUCUUUGUACCAUUUGAACAGCCCCUCCCCACCUAUGCGUUCACAUUGGAAAAUUUCUCCUUCCCUGACUCUGAAUCCACCAAUAAGGUGAUCGCGGAAAUUGUCAAAGACACCAUUCGCUCCAACCCUGACGUGCUACACUUCAUCCACAAAAACAUACCCUCCCCAGAUGCAGAAGCCGCACUACACACUAUUGAAUCUGUCAGGGUCACCAGCCUCACCCUCGCCCACUUCAAAUCAGUUAAAGAGACGGUCUGGAACAUCUAUUUUGACUCCCCCCCUGCACUCACCCUCAAAUAAUACUUUGAUUGGACCAACAUCCUCCGUAGCUUCUUCUACAUCUCAGAAGACUAUGGAUAUGGUACAGCACGCCAUGACGCACAAUUUGUCUGUGUUGGAUGUAAGUCGUUUGAUCACCCGACAGGGCUCUGUCCCUUCCCCCGAAUUCUUGGGUGGUUCGGCCCUUCAACUACAGAAGAUAACACUAAUGCCACCCUUGACAACCGAAACACGUCAAGCCAUGGCUGAGGAGCCUCCAAUGGCAACACCAAUGGUGGAGGCAGAGGUCAAUCCAGAGGCUAUAUGAGAGGAACCCCACGUGGAUCAGGAAAGAGGGGCAGAGGAUUCAGAGCCCCCUAGAUGGGGGCAACAACUUAUGAUACCGCACCCAUAGAAGCCCUGAACAUACCUGUACAAUGUAUUGCUACGACCGAUGAUAU
This is a messenger RNA of Suillus discolor, 1672 nucleotides long. RefSeq lists its product as uncharacterized. NCBI's taxonomy places the organism in Eukaryota, Fungi, Basidiomycota, Agaricomycetes, Boletales, Suillaceae. The record is from RefSeq and is a predicted model, not a curated record. The coding region runs from base 240 to 1253 and encodes 337 amino acids. The transcript is spliced from 2 exons.